AAGCGACGUUUAAUAAAGAUUAUGGUUCCACCAUAUUUUCUUUUUGUUGAAUAAAUACAAUAAAGUAAGGGAUUGAAAGAAACACAAACUAAAGCAAUGUCUUCCUCUGAAGAUUCGAACAAUGAGAUUGAUGAAGAAAUCGACGAAAGGAAACUAAUCCGCCAGGAUUUAAGUUCGAUGAGUUUUGAGGAGAUCAUGAAACUUAAAGAAGAAUUGGGAGCCAAACUUUAUAAAGAAGCAAUUUUGGGUAUUGAGAAACCAAAAACCUCGAGGAACCAAAAAAAUGCGAAGGAUUUGAAAAGGCUUAAUAAAAAUAGGCCUCGUGAACAAAGUUCUAAGAGGCCAGUGCCCUUUCUUGGAGCAGAAUUGCGUGGGAAAAGUAAAAAUGAUUUACAAUUACGUGAUCCUCGUUUUGACGAAAGAGCCGGAAAUUAUGAUGUAAAUAAAUUCAAGGAGAAUUAUAAAUUUGUCAGCAGUAUACGAGAAAGUGAAAUCCUUGAAUUGAAAAGCGAACUAAAUCGCGUUACUGAUCAAGAAGAAAAAGAUCGCAUAAAAAAAGUGAUGCAAAGAUUGGUUAACAAAAAUGUAGAAGAAAACAAAUGGCAUAAAAAGCAACAAACGUUGAAAGAAGAACAACAGGAAAUACAAAAGGCUAUAGCAGAAGGAAAGAAACCUCACUAUUUAACAAAGAAGGAGAGAAAUGCAAAAGAACUAGUGGCUCAAUUUGAAGAGCUCAAAAAGCACGGGAAGUUAACGAAACAUCUGGAAAAGCGCCGUAAAAAGAACAUUGCCAAAGAUCGCAAAAAAAUGAAUUUCGCUUAAAAACUUUUAUACUCUUAUGCACUCUUUUCUCUGAGCAUCUACAACAGCACGUCGCUCGUCCAGAAAAUUUGCAUAGUCUUCAGCCUUAA
Messenger RNA from Glossina fuscipes, 911 nucleotides. Its product is annotated as ribosomal RNA processing protein 36 homolog. Bases 97 to 822 code for a protein of 241 amino acids. NCBI's taxonomy places the organism in Eukaryota, Metazoa, Arthropoda, Insecta, Diptera, Glossinidae. The record is from RefSeq and is a predicted model, not a curated record. Gene Ontology annotation, biological process: maturation of SSU-rRNA from tricistronic rRNA transcript (SSU-rRNA, 5.8S rRNA, LSU-rRNA). Gene Ontology annotation, cellular component: 90S preribosome; nucleolus. The transcript is spliced from 4 exons.